This is a messenger RNA of Oryctolagus cuniculus (rabbit), 1076 nucleotides long. It is a transcript of the gene B9D2, whose product is annotated as B9 domain containing 2. NCBI's taxonomy places the organism in Eukaryota, Metazoa, Chordata, Mammalia, Lagomorpha, Leporidae. Gene Ontology annotation, biological process: cilium assembly. Gene Ontology annotation, cellular component: MKS complex. The record is from RefSeq and is a predicted model, not a curated record.
GCCCCGCCCCCGAGGACAGCGAGCACCAAUCGGCCGCGUGCAGGGCGGGGGCAAGGCCAGGGGAGGAGCCUGCUGUUGUCCCAGCAACGGCCAGGGAGCCUGAGGCGAGGGCGGUCGCGGAGGUUCGCGCCUUAGCGCCCUUGCUGUCAGGGAGGUCCCACGGGAGGCGCGAGGCCGGCGUCGCUGGCGCCCGCGAAGAGGACGGAGUCGGCCCAGAACCAGCAUCCGGCUGCCGCAUUCGCUCCCACUAGCCGUUAAGCUCUGUGAGCGCCAUGGCUGAGGUGCACGUGAUCGGGCAGAUCAUGGGGGCCACCGGGUUCUCGGAAAGUAGCCUCUUCUGCAAGUGGGGCAUCCACACAGGGGCAGCAUGGAAGCUCCUGUCAGGUGUGCGGGAGGGCCAAACGCAGGUGGACACCCCCCAGGUAGGGGACAUGGCCUACUGGUCCCACCCCAUCGACCUGCACUUCGCCACCAAAGGUCUCCAAGGUUGGCCCCGGCUCCAUCUCCAGGUGUGGUCCCAGGAUGGCUUUGGCCGCUGCCAGCUUGAAGGCUAUGGCUUUUGCCAUGUGCCCAGCAGCCCCGGGACCCACCAGCUGCAGUGCCCCACGUGGCGGCCCCUGGGCAGCUGGCGGGAGCAGCUGGCGCGGGUCUUUGUGGGCGGUGGGCCGCAGCUGCUGCACGGGGACACCAUCUACAGCGGGGCUGACCGCUACCGCCUGCACACAGCCGCGGGUGGCACUGUGCACCUGGAGCUUGGCCUGCUGCUGCGCCACUUCGACCGCUACGGUGUUGAGUGCUGAGCCUCUGCCCGAGCUGUCACCGGCAUCCACACCCCUGCGCGGCCAGUGAGGGUCAGGAUGGCGCGGAGGUCAGCAUCGGGGGCCCCAGAGACUUGUCUGCAGCCAAGGCAUGGGACGACUUCGGUCCUUGCCAGGACCUCCAGGCCUGUAACUGCCCCUUGCUGCCCAGUUUCUGUCUCUGUAAAAUGGGGCAGGAAGGAUGCCAGCACCCGGGGGUUGGGUGAGAAGGGGCUACUUAGCACCCGGGCAGGGUUCAAUAAAGGUGGGUGCAACUUA